GUGUUGUUAGUCAUUCGCAGUAUAGACGUCGCCCAGACAGGAGGAAACAAAAGGCGCACAGCAAUAUAACAACAGUUAGAUUCUGUUCAUUUUGUUCGGUUUAAUUUGUUUUUGACUACAUAUAUAGAUACAUAUACGAUUUGGUUUCAUUGUUUCCAACGCAUCCGAAAUUUCAAUUCAUACUCAACGCUUAUUAUCGCCUAAUGGUUGCUCAAAUUAUUGUUUUACUAUUUAUUGUUGUGUUAAGAUAAGAAGAAGCAGACAUUCAAGUGCAAAACGAAUUUUUGUUAUACACCGACAAGUGCAAUGGCCACCAUUACAACCACAAACACGGCGGCUGCUGGUGCGCAGCACAGCAUCGUGCAAAUGGCUAGCCGACAGAUACCACACGGCCUUGGUCUGCUCACAACAGUCGCCUCGCUGCCUCCAAAAUAUCGCAGUCGUUACCUGAACCUCAAAUCCAAGUUCGAAACACCGCUGGAUCUCUCGGUGAAACCGAACUCACCUGUGCCCACCAACACCGAGGAGAUAGCAAACGAUGUACCGAUGGCUAGUACAUUUACCGAAGUGUACACGGAGCCCAGUGACGAGCCGAUAGCAACGCAAGUGUUUAGCGACUCCAGUGAGGUCUCCCUAGUACCUAUCAGCCACGGAGUGUACGUCCUGCAAGAGACGGGAGUGUCUCAAACACAGGAAGAGGAAGCCAUUGUGACAAUAACCCAAAUCGCUAAACCCAUAACUCCACCGCCGACGCCCACCAAGCGAAAACACGCUGUUAUGCUCGAGGAGGCAGAGACGGAAAAAGUGUUCACAGUUUUGGAGGCCCCGAAAGCUGUAGCUGUUCAGACGCGCGAGAAUCCCGCUAAACUUGCGAAGACCGCUACCAAUCCGAGUACCAAACGCGACUGUACGCCUUCAAAACCAAUCAAAGUUACCGACACGGCGCCCAAAACUGUAAAAGCUCAGCCGCCAGCCUCCAAACCAACGAAGAACAAGGCGACGCGCAAGCUCAAGUUCGAUGAAGAGACGAGUUCCCCUGUAUCAGGCACCAUUAUACGUCCACUGGAGGACAUCACCGAUGGCAUAGUGCAGUACAGCAAUGGCGAUAUCGAUCCCAAGUAUAACAUUGUCGAAAUCACAGAGGAGACCAAGGCUGAGCUGGCGGCAAUUAAGAACGUUAUUGGCGACUACAUUUGCAAGCUCUGCCGCCUCAAGUUCGAGGACGCCUUCGGUUUGGCCCGUCAUCGUUGUGCCUGCAUUGUGCUGCUGGAGUACCGUUGCCCCGAGUGCGGCAAACAGUUCAACUGCCCGGCCAAUUUGGCAUCGCAUCGUCGCUGGCACAAACCGAAGAAAACAGCAGCAAACAGCAGUGCCACAGCGACAUCUGCUUCGCGUAAGGAAAACCGGAAUACGACCAACAAUACUGCGGCUACACAGAGCGCACCAAAGUCAACCGAUCAGUCCACAGAUCUGCCGUUUCCUUGCGAUAUUUGUGGCAAGCGCUUCAAGCGUGCAGCCUAUCUACGCAAGCACCAACAGACCCACAAUAAGAAGCGGACAACGAGUGCUAGCGCCAACGCCACGGUCGCGGUGCCCACGCAUGAGCCACCCGCUUUGGUGGCCGACGGCAGCAUAUCGACCGCAUCUACAGCCAUUAUGGGUGCUGGCUCCUACCAAUCUUACGGGGGCUCCGCUUCAUCCGCCUCGAGUAUGCACUCGUACAACGGCACCACCACAGAAGAAGAGGCUGUAGUCAGCUAUGCCGCAGCAAAUGGCGGCUACAUAGAGUAUGUGGACGAUGAAGACGAUGUGCGCUCGACGACGAGCAGCACUAAUUCGACGGGCUAUGGACGCUUGCAAAUCGUCGAGACCGGCCUGACAGAGGAGGAGAAUAUUGCGGCCGCAGCGUUGACGAAUUUGCGGAACUGUGCCUCGGUGAUUCAACACACAACACUGGCGCACUGAUUGCACGGCGACAGGAACACCCUCGUUGUCAGGACGACUGGCAUGUGAAAUGUGUGUGUGAGUGUGCGUGUGGUGUUGGUGUUGGUGUAAGUGCAAGUGAGCGUGGGUAAGGUGGCAUGCACAACUAGCAGCUUUAUGGUGGUAGACAGCAGCAGACGGCGGCGAGUGAUGAUUGCUACGUGAGUGGGCAGUGCUGGGGUUGGGGUGAUUGGGUGGCGGAUUGUAAAUAUUUUCAGUGAAGUGCAGCGCCAGUUAAGGGUUGAUUUGUGUGUUUUCACUUAUACAAACAUAUUUUAGGAAAGUUAUGUUUAAGUUCAGUGCUUCUGUUUUUGUUUUUUUUUUUUUGUCUAUUUUUGUUGCUUCGUUUAGCUCUGCAGCUAAGUACACCAAAGAUUAGUUGUAACCGGUUGGGAUGGCGGCGUUUUGGCGCGUUGAAGUUCGCCAUACCGCCGCCAUUUUAUGUUUUCUCAAUUAUCAGGCUUCUUCGGUUAGGUUUAGUUUAUGGUUAGGUUAGCUUUUAAAUGAAAAUAGUAUUGAGAAACCAGCAAACGAGCAGUUCUAGUCAUUGGGAACGCAAACGCAAGCUAGUCACUAAUUUUACAGAUCACACAAGUCACUCGGCAUGACUUUGUGACAUCAGCUUCUUAGGAUCUCAAACAUUUAGGGGUUUACCUAAAGAGAAAUACCGCAAAAUGUAUUUUGUUUUUUUCAACUUAGUUCAUAACCUAGAUACUAGAUAACAAAUGUCAGGCGAAAUAGUGCAGUAAAAAAAUUUAGUUUAGUUCAAAGGUUCGGAAAUCCUCUUUCGAGGCGUAGUGACCGAAAGAGAUGAGUGUGAACUCUAGUCAACUUGUUACGCAAAAACCAGUUAGGUUCAUUUGUAGAACUCUUAGUCGAUUAGGUUUUAUUCUAAUUUAAUUUACUAUAUAUUUUACGCAAUAGUUAAGUAAAGAAUUUAAUUAUUAUUU
Molecule: messenger RNA, 2933 nt
Organism: Rhagoletis pomonella (apple maggot)
Lineage: Eukaryota; Metazoa; Arthropoda; Insecta; Diptera; Tephritidae
Gene: nerfin-1
Exons: 1
Coding region: 307-1965 (552 amino acids)
Biological process (GO): negative regulation of transcription by RNA polymerase II; neuron differentiation; regulation of cell cycle process
Cellular component (GO): nucleus; transcription repressor complex
Molecular function (GO): DNA-binding transcription repressor activity, RNA polymerase II-specific; RNA polymerase II cis-regulatory region sequence-specific DNA binding
Source: RefSeq, a predicted model, not a curated record